AUGGCGCCAACCAGCGAUACCGAUGGCUCUGUCGAUUAUUAUGAGUUGUUGGCCAUUCCGGCGACUUCUUCUGAGUCUGAAAUCCGGCGCGCAUAUCGAAAAACGUCCCUGCUGUACCACCCGGACAAAGUCAAACCGACACCAGAAAAUUUGGACAAGUUCCAGCUUUUACAGACCGCCAUAAGUGUCCUGACGGACGCCGCGGAGAAAGCCAAAUAUGACCAAACUCGAGAGGCCAAGCAAAGGCGUCUGGCGGAGACGGCUGCGCUGGAGAGCCGGAGGCGUAAGAUGAAGGAGGACUUGGAAAAGAGGGAGGGCAAUUUCGCAGGCACUACGACCACUGUGGGCGGCGUGAAGAGGACAUGGAGCGACAGGGAGCUCGAGAUCAAGAGAAUCGCUGAAGAGAACCGGAAGAAAAGAGAGGCGGUCAUGACACAAAGGACCCACGAGGCUCAGGCGAGAACCCAGGCCCAAGAACAACCCUCCGAUUCUAUCGAUCGUUCUGUCAAGGUUCGUUGGAUCAAGGAAGGUGAGGGUCUUGAUAUCGACCAACAGGCUCUUGAAGAGAAUUUCCCAGCAGGCCAUGUUGAAAACGUGCUGAUUCUCAAGGACAAGAAACGCCGCGUCGAAGGCCGGGACAAAAAGGUUGUGCUGGGAACCGCGGUCAUCGUGUUCAACUCUUUGUCUAUCGCUAAAAAAGUAGUUGCCCAGGGUCCUUGGGACGGUAUCGAAAGUUUGGAAUGGGCCGCGGAGAAGGAAUCUGAAGGUACCUGA
Messenger RNA from Capronia epimyces CBS 606.96, 774 nucleotides. RefSeq lists its product as uncharacterized. Gene Ontology annotation, cellular component: spliceosomal complex. Lineage: Eukaryota; Fungi; Ascomycota; Eurotiomycetes; Chaetothyriales; Herpotrichiellaceae. The transcript has a single exon. Bases 1 to 774 code for a protein of 257 amino acids. The record is from RefSeq and is a predicted model, not a curated record. Gene Ontology annotation, biological process: spliceosomal complex disassembly.